CAGAGAGCAAGGGUGAGAGGGGCCAGACGAUGCGCGAGAUCAUGAUGGAGGUGGCUGACCAGGAGGAGCAGCGACUGGCCGCAGCCGACGAGCAAAGGACGGCAGAGAGGACGAGCCGGCGGCGUCAUCUGCGGGUGGGGCUGGUGGGGGUUGGAGGGUAUCGAUGCACUCUCAGCCUCAAGGUGGGUCGGUGUGAGAGCAACCAAUCAGCCAGCGAACAGACAGACAGACAGACAGACAGGCGCACCCAACCAAGACACACGUCUUCUUCGUUUGUUUAUGUGUCCAUCCACAACACAGGCUCGUGUGAUGAACGUGUGGGCCGGGCAGCCCACCCGCUUCCAGGUGGGCGGCCUCAACCGGCUCUCCUUCUUCGAGUGGGUCCCGCAGCUGGGCGUCCUCGUCACCGCCUCCAAGCGCGGCCCUCCCGUCCUCGUCUACUCAAUCAUCCGCUGCAAGCACACCCAACGGCUCUACUUCAAGGCCAACUGCCGCGUCAUGGACUACCACAGACACGUCGACCCCGCCACCAUCUCCGGUAAUGGCGGCAAUGGGGGCGACACUACUGGGAGCGAGAUGGCGAUCCGUUUCGGCCAGCGCACCCUGCUGCUGCGGCGGGAGAGGCCAACGCGAGAGCAGGAUGGUGAGGGGGCAGAAGGGUCCCCCCAUCGCGGCAGAGGGGCGGCGCUCUUAGGCCGUCUGCUAGGUCUGACAGCGAACUGACAGCUGCCGUGCAGGAGACCGCCACCGGACAGGCAAUGCAGCCACGCGACGCCGCCCAUGACGAAGCGGCACCCUAUGUCAGUUGUGUGUGUCAGUUGUCAUCAUCGGCAAGCAAGCCGCGGACCUCCGCGGACCUUGACCCGCGGCGGCGACACGAAUUCCCACGGCGUGCAGAACACUCUGCGCUACACCCCUCUCCCCCAAGUCAAGCUGACUCCCCGAGGGAUCGUGGGCCUCUGGAUAGCUCCAGCUUUGAUGGCGGACGGACGGAUGUAUUGUAGCAAGGGAAGAGGAGGAUGAAGAACAGAUUUUUACGUGCGUGAGCGAGGAAAGGGGGGGUGGGGGUGGGGUGCCUGUGUGUCGCAAAUGGUGCCCGGCAUGGCCCAUGUAUA
Messenger RNA from Vitrella brassicaformis, 1115 nucleotides. NCBI's taxonomy places the organism in Eukaryota, Vitrellaceae. The record is from the annotation of a GenBank genome assembly.